Molecule: messenger RNA, 8176 nt
Organism: Danio aesculapii
Lineage: Eukaryota; Metazoa; Chordata; Actinopteri; Cypriniformes; Danionidae
Gene: znf609a
Product: zinc finger protein 609a
Exons: 9
Coding region: 516-4703 (1395 amino acids)
Biological process (GO): regulation of transcription by RNA polymerase II
Cellular component (GO): nucleus
Source: RefSeq, a predicted model, not a curated record
UAAAGAGCCAUUAGAGCUCUAGUGGAGGCAAAGCAAAGCACCAUUCGCCUGCAGCUCGCUUUUCUGCGUGUGUUUGGACCUAAAAACUCAAUUUCUUGGAAUCUAUCAAGCUAAAAAUCAAGGACUAGCUGUAUUUCAACACCCCGGAUCGAAGCCCGAGGCGAAAUGUGGGUUUUCCAGCCGCUUUUGUCGCUGGAUAUGGAGUAGAUCAGAACUGUUCUCAUGAAACCGGCCUGUCUGUGGAUCUCCAGUGUGUGUGUGAAUGUGUGUGUGCAUGGGUCUGUGUGGAUGUGUGUGUAACCCCAGUACAUUUCCUUGGAGGGUUGUUUUAGUGUCUUUUGGAUCUAUGGGAUGCAUGUAAAUCGGGCUGGAUCCUCCGGGGGGGCAACAAUGUGGGUUACUGGGAAGGGGAAGCCAACAGGACCCUAAGGCUUGUGUAAAUGUGCCUCCUGACCACCCGAGUCGUCUGAGAAGGUCAGACCUCACUGUGGCACCCUUGGGCCGCUGGCACUAAGAUGUCCCUCAGUAGUGGCACUGCAGGCGGGAAAGGUGUGGACUCGAAUGCGGUGGACACUUACGACAGCGGGGAUGAGUGGGAUAUUGGUGUAGGCAACCUGAUCAUUGACCUCGACGCAGAUUUAGAGAAAGACAAGCUUGAGAUGUCUGGCACCAAGGACGGGGACGGAAUGGCUGCUGCCUCGAGUGCUGUAGCGGCAUUGCCAGACAACAUAAAGUUCAUUAACCCAGUGCCGCCUCCGCCAAUUAAGGACAGCAAAUCCAAAGCUAAGCGUAGCAAGAAUUCCAAGGACAGUACUAAGUCCUCAACCCCAGAUGGGGUCAAGAAGGAUGCCCAGGGACGGACUCAAAAUGAGGGCGCUGGGGCAACUGCUGGAAAUCUACCUUCCGGGAAAGGUUCUGAUAAAACUAACAAGGCCUCCCGUAAUGCUCAGAGUGGAAAAAAGGACAAAGAAGCUUCUGGGAAAAGUAAAAAGGAGAAAAACGAAGGAGUACAAACUGGGAAUGUGCCACCGGAAAAGGACUCGUUGGUCCAGGUUAUACCUUUGGGCCAGGCACGCAAUACCCCAUUUGAGGGGACGCAAAAUUCGGACCUCGUUGGUGCUGACCAACUAGGAAAUAUUACCCUUGAUACCACUGGAAUAAUCACACCUUUGGCUAUCAAGAGCGAGCCAGAAGAAGUGGAAAAUAAUGAUUGCAGGACCAUGAAGAAAGUAAAAAGCGAGAAGAUGGAGUCUCCGGUGUCGACGCCGGCUCCUCCACCUCUCCACCUCCUGGCUCCAGUUGGAAACAGUGAAAUCUCCUCGUCCUGUGAGCAGAUUAUGGUCCGCACGCGCUCAGUAGCCGUCAACACCUCAGAUGUGGCUCUGGCUACUGAACCCGAAUGUCUGGGACCCUGCGAACCCGGAACCAGCGUCAACCUGGAGGGCAUCGUCUGGCAGGAGACGGAGGACGGUAUGCUGGUAGUGAAUGUCACCUGGAGGAACAAGACGUAUGUGGGCACUCUUUUAGACUGCACUCGACAUGACUGGGCGCCGCCACGAUUCUGUGAGUCGCCAACAAGUGACCUGGAGAUGAGAAACGGCCGUGGCCGAGGUAAAAGAAUGAGACCCAACAGCAAUACGCCAGUCAACGAGAACAGCAACUCUUCUGAUAACAAAGGCAGCAACAACAGCAAAACACGGGCAGCGUCUAACAGCAAAGGCCGCAGGGGCAGUCAGAACUCCUCGGAGCGCCGCACACCACCAAACAGCAACACUGAGGAUGUAAAAGCCAGUCCUUCCUCCGCUAACAAACGCAAGAACAAACCUCCGUCAGACAUGGAGCCCAAUUCCAGUUCAGAGGAUACAAAGGGUAGCAAACGCAUGCGCACCAAUUCAAACAGUGGGAUACCUCAUACAAUUCUUCCCCUUUCCAAUAUUAAAGCGGAAUCAUUGCCACCUUCAUUGGACCGCAGUUGCUCCUCUCCAGUCCUUAUUGACUGCCCGCAUCCCAAUUGCAAUAAGAAGUACAAGCACAUCAAUGGACUGAAGUAUCACCAAGCUCGUGCUCACAAUGACGAUGACGUUAAACUGGACAUAGACGGCGAUAGCGAGAAUGGCGAGGAUUCGACUUUGCAUCCCGAGCCAGGCAGUUGCAAUGGUGCAACUAUUUCCCAGAAGGGCUGUGCAUCUCCUGCACGGUCAGUCACUCCAAAAGGACGAGGAAUUGAUGCUCAGAGUCCAUCGCCGUCUGGAAAGAUGAGCUCCAAACAGCCUGGCAAGAAAAAAGCGGAUGCAGAGCAUGACUCUGGAGUGCCCAUGGAUGGUUGUGAGGAUGGACCAUGUCUCACUGAUGACACUAGCAAUGAUGGGAUCGAUGAUAAAAGAGGUUUGGAUAAAACUAAGAAGGCUGGGAGUGGUUCUAAGCUUGCUCAGAAAGCAAUGAAGUCAGCAAGACCACCGCUAGUUCCCUCAUUGCCUACGCAGCAACUGUACAACUUGCCAACCUCUGGAUUCCCGGCGCCCAGUUCUGGUUCGUCCUCAAGUAUGGGAUCUGUAGUGGUUCAGCCGAUUAGUAAAAGCCCGCAGCUGAAAAACAUUCAACCCAAACCUGCACUUAUAGCAGAUCCAGCUAUAAACCAAGCUUUGAGUGGCUCCAAGGACAAGAAGAAGAAAGAUAAGAAAAAGAAGGAGGCUGGAAAGGAAGGAGACAGUCCGAAAGCGAAAGGAGGGAAACCUGAGGAAGGUAAAAGCCCAUAUUCUGAGAGUUCAGACCAAGGCGGGAGGAGUGAAGGGAUGUUAAAUGGAUCCUCAGAUCCACAUCAGAGCCGCCUUGCAAGCAUGAAAGCUGAAGCCGACAAGAUAUACAGCUUUUCUGACAAUUCCCCUAGUCCUUGCAUUGGUGUGGCUAGUCGGAUCGAAACCGGAGGGAUUGCACAACCUCUAACUCCACUUCACGUGGUAACCCAAAAUGGGGCGGAUAACUCUUCUGUGAAGACCAACAGCCCGGCAUAUUCUGACAUUUCUGAUGCAGGCGAGGAUGGAGAAGGUAAAGUCGACAGUACGAAAGUCAAAUCUGAAGAUCCGGCAGUUCGGGAAGGUGCCAAGAAAUCCCUGUUCCCAUCCCAGCCGCCAAACAAAGACUCCUCCUAUUAUCCAGGUUUUGAAUACUACUCCCCUAAUAAUAAUACUUAUGGCAACCCCAGUCCGGGAGUCUCCAAUACUGCAACAUCACUGCAAGAAGGUGCAGUGAAGGUAAAAAAAGAAGAGGAGCCAGAAUUGCAAAGCAUUGAAAAACCCAAAUUGGAGCCUCCAGAAGAUCGAAAGCCAGAUGUUGUUGUUGGAUCUUCUCAACAGCAGCAGCAGCAGCAGCAGCAGCCUUCGGUUAUUCAGCAACGCUCCAGCAUGUUCAUGCAACCGCUUUAUUAUAAUCAGUAUGCAUACGUGCAUCCCUUUGGAUAUUCUCCAGAUCAGGCCUAUCACAACCACCUGAUGAACCCAGCAUACAGGCAGCAGUGUGAGGACCGACAAAGACAAGCAGCCGAGCAGCAUCGAGCCGCUGAGAAAAAAUCUGAAGCCGCUCAGAAGGAGAGGGAAGCUCAGAUGAAGCCAGAGGAGUGGAAACAGAAAGCUUCAGUUCCUCCUACGUUGUCUAAAGCUCCAAGUGUUUCAGAUUUGGGCAAGCCGUCUCCGCAGGGCAAGCCCAAAGAGUCUACAGAGCCUGGAAAAUCAGUCAUUAUCCCUAAAGGGGAAGAUGGCAAGGGGACGAGCCAGCAAGGUGAAGGGUUGAAAAUGAAGCUGAGUGAAGCAGGGCAUCAUGGGAAGGAUGAGCAGAAACCAGGCCUGGAGCCUGGAAGAUCGGCUAUGGAGCAGGCAAUGUACAUGUAUAGACAGGAGCCAGAUUCUCGAUUGUGGCCCUAUGUUUACCCCAGCAAGUACCCUGAUGCUCAAAAACAAAUUGACGAGGAGCGAUGGAAGGAAGAGCGAGAACGGGAUCGUGAGCGAGAAAAGGACAGAGAUAGAGACCGCGAGAGAGAACGAAAGAGUAAAGAUGAAAGGCAGCGUCCCAAAGACACGCCAUUAAAAGAAGAAAAUAAAGAAGAACCACGAACUUCAUCGUCCGCAGAGGAGCACAGAGUCAAUAAAGACCCACGAGCACACAUGCAGUUUUCCACACCUCUGGCACAGCAUCAGUCGUAUAUGUCUUACAUGCAUGGAUACCCCUACGGACAGGGUUACGACCCCAACCAUCCGGGAUACAGGGGCAUGCCUGCGGUUGUGAUGCAGAAUUACCCUGGAUCGUACCUGUCGCCGGGCUACUCUUUUUCUCCAUACGGCAGUAAGAUGGCACCUGGGGAAGAGGCUGAGAAAGCUCGAUCCAGUCCCACAGUGAGUGGAAAAUCUGCGUCCGAGUCCAAAGCUCUGGAUAUGCUCCAACAGCACGCCAGCCAGUACAAGAGCAAAUCGCCCACAGUGGCAGAGAAAACGACCCAUGACCGAGAGCGCAGUGGAGCUGAGAGGGAGAGAGACGGAGAACGACCCAGAUCUUCACCCUCGCAGCGCAUCAUCCCAUCACAUCAUCACCUCGGAUAUCAGCUUCUGCCGGGACAGUACGACCUGUCCUAUGCUACAGGUAUCUCCUCUUCAGCCAUUGUUGCCAGUCAACAGGCCUCUGCCCCUUCACUUUACCCUCCAGCACGGAGGUGAGAAUGGGAGAAGUGAGCGUUUUUCUGCAGACGUGUGACUGGUUCACAUGAGGACGCGGUUGGGGAGCUUCUGCCAUCAGUUCAAUGAUGUGCUCAGUUUAUUUACGCUAUAUUUUUCCCAGCAUCUUUGACCACUGUCGUCAGAGAAGGGAAAGUGUACAGCCUCCAUCUACACUUCGCACAUCCUCGCUCUCUGUGCUGCUGGCUUCAUCUUCAGGAGAGCGGAGAUACGGCAGAGAUCUACACCACGCUCCCCGGAUAAACGUGGACCUGCACAGUGUGGGGAAUCUCAGAUGAACGUUCUGGAAGUCACUACGUUGAGUUUAAAGCAUGGGCGAAGCAUACUGUUCUGAACUGCUGCUCUCGAGGAUUAUUGUUGUUGUUUUUAUUCCCCGUCGAAGGAUUCCUGCGUAUUAUUUUUCAUACACAGUCUCUGUGGACUCUAUGCAAGUGGAAAAGGUUUGAUUUCCUCACUCGUUCAUUCAGGGCAGUGAAGUUCGUGUUUUAUUUACUGUUGCGAAGCCAUCGACAGUUCAGGAGGCUUUUUUAAUGCACUUCCCUGUCUUAACGUUGAGUUUUUGGAAAAUAGGCACAUUUUACAGCUCCUCUGGAGUUAAAACUUGUUUAAUUUGAUCAUUUUUUAAUCCAAUCAGCUAAUCUCUAGGACUGGCAGAAGCACUUUUAGCUUAGCUUAGCAUAGAUCAUUGAAUCGGAUUAGACCGUUGGCAUCUCACUCAAAAAUAACUGAAGAAUUUCGAUCAUUUUUCCAAUUUAAAACUCGACUCUUUUGUAGUUACAUUGUGUAUUAAGACGAAACAAUUAAAGAAUGGAAAGUUGCUCCCUUUUUUUUAAACAAAUUAUGUCAAGGACCUGAACUCUUAUUCAAUAUUUAAGGAUCUUUAAUGCUGUACUAUGGCUUAAGCAAUGCAAUGAUAUUACACAGCACCUGAAAACAGUCCUCAUCUUGGUGAUUAUUAUAUUAUUACCAAUAUUUAUUUUCAGGCACCACAUAAUAUCAUUGUGCUGCUUCAGCCAUUGUACGGCCGUAAAGGUCUAUUGGUUAUUACACCAGACUGAGAUUUUAGCUCCUAGCCAUAGAGACCUACACAAUAGCAUAAAAACUAUUCAUUUUCUGUCUGUCUUCGUACAUGAUGUAACUACAGAAGAGUCAAGCUUUCAAUAGAACAAUAAUCCAAACUCUUUGGUCGUUUUUGAGUAAGAUGCUAAUGGUCUAAUCUGAUUCAAUGAUCUAUGCUAAGCUAAGCUAAAAAUUCUUCAGCCAGACCCGGAAAUCAGCUAAAUGCAUUUAAAAAUGCUAAAACUCAACUCUUUAAUACUAGGAGGGCUGUAAAAUGAGUCUCUUUCCAAAACAAAAGUGAAGAAUUCCUUUAAUUUCCUCCAUGCUCCUUUUGUUUUUCAUUUGUGAGUGUUAAACAACAAGUCGCCACUCCAAUGCUUUGUUCUUGAAUAGGCAACGAAUCCUCGUUGGUCUAUCUAACAAUGAUUUUUGACAUAUUUUGGAUUAUCCAGGUCUGAUGGAACGCCCCAAAAUCCAGGAACUGUGACUUCCAGACUGGACACAAUCCUAUCAGCUCUAGAUGGUCAUUUGGCACACAAUAAAGUGUGUGUGUGUGUGUGUGUGUUUGCCAAUGGAGUUACCAGACUGAACUGUCUGUGUCUGGUCACAAACUGAAUUUUCACACACGAAUACUUCGAUAUGCUGCUUGCCAAUCUCAUGCCAGUCCAAAACAGGGCAAACCUUGAAGGCUUAGAGCGAUCUGAGAUGGAAAACCCCGAAUGAAGCGUCGAUCCAGACUUCUUUUAAGACUCGCAGAGCACCAAGCGAAGAAGCUGGAACCGGUCUUUCUCUGCAUGGUUUGAUCCAGCACUCAGCAUUAACCCAAACAGAGCAAUGCAACACAUGCAGGCGUCCUUCCUUUUCUCCCUCACUAUGUGCUUUCUGUAUAUAUUGUACAAAGGAAUUAUUUUAAAAAGGUUGUUGGAUGCUAUCGGAUUUUCUUACUAUCUCUCUUUGUUUUGUUUUUUUCGUCUGUUAGCCUUUUUUUUUUCUACCAUUGUUGACAUAAUAUCAACGUUUAGCUGGUGUACGGCUUUAUAUUGGAAGUUUUGUUUGUUUUUUUACUCCUUUUUCUACCCCUCCUCUUGAGUCAAGUCUGCCCCACUCUGCUAGGAAAGCGUUUAGAAGCACAUCCUUUUUUUUUUUUGUUGCGUUUACUGAAAUAAAGUCGAUUUUAAUAAAACAUCCCCUUCAAAAAAAAGAAGCAUAAGUUCAUAUUUCAGUAGGGAAUCUGCUUGGAAACUAUAGAUAAUGAAGCGAUAGCCUAUAUGGAGCUCACGUUUUUUGGUUCCGGUUCAUCUUCAUGCAGUUAUUGUGUGAAUCUCAAACUCUCAGGAGAGCAUUAUUGAAAUCUGAGCCUUUGAAAUCAUCCUGGCAUGUUCAUCGCUCUCUGCGGCGUUCAAACUCCAUUAUUAAACGGCACAGGGAAGACGACAUUACAUAACGUAAUCCGUUUCUAACGAAGAUACAGCUUUUUCCCCAUGUUUAACAUGGCAGUUUUGAGUUUUAUCGUCAUACUGAGAUGUCUGUAGUCAGAAAUGUUCAGCAUAUGCAACUUUUAUUUUUCAAGAUUUUUAAUUCGGCGUUAAUUUCAAAGCCUCCGCCGUCCCUUCGUCUAUUCUGAACUAAUGCUAACGAGGCCUAAUUGCACAUUAAUUUAGUUUAGUCUUUACAUUAUUCUCUCUGUGGUGAUUAAAAACUUCUGAUUUUGGAUCAGCUAAAGAGUUACUGGUCUCAGAUCUCGCGCUAAUAUGAGAGAGUUAGCAUUUUUAUAUAUAGUAAUAACCUCACUUUUUAGUUGUACUGUCUUUGCGCCAGUAAACCUGUGCUGUCUGGUGACUUGAUUCAUAAUUGUUGAGGAAAAAGCGCUUGAUUGUUUUAAUUUAUUUUUCGAGGGUUCUUCUUUUUUUGUUGUUAUUGCUGUUGUUUUUUCUAGUUGGAAGUUGUAGAAAGGUGAAACGGCCGCUUUUUGUUUUAACAGUUCAAACAUUGGUUCACAUUUGUCUCAGACGGUGCUAAUAUAUAGCCUGCCCUGUGCAAUCCUCAUGGGAAGAGAAGAGGGAGAUUUUGGUUUAUUUUUUCGUUUUCUGUUCGUAUUAUUAGCCCCUCCCCAACACAUCCUGCGAAUUAAGCUCCGCCCACCCAACGUUUGUGGAGCGCAGCAGCGUCUCCGUGUGUCAGUCAUCGGUACUUGAAAGAAAGAUGUUUACAUCAUUUCUGCGUUUGGAUCCAUUUCUUUUUUGCGAACCAUCACUUUCGUUUCUCGCUGCCUCUGUCCCACUCUCUCUUCCUAGGGAUCUCUCAUGUAAAGUGUAAAUUGCUACAUUUUUUUAUACAAUACUGUAACUUGCCUUUGUACAUUUAGGCAGAAAAUAAAUCUUUUUAUGAGACAAUCA